GACUUUUGGCUAGGAGUCUCCGUAGAUCAAGGACGGAUUAGAGUAGUUUGUUAGUUGCUUGGCCUUGGGUGGUAGUUUUUGUUUCUUGCCAUUUGUGUGUGUUCUAGGCUUGAGGUUUUUCUACUUGCAGCUGUUUGUGUGCCAGCAUUGCACUUUUCUUAACCUUAAUUUGCUCGUUCGUUUUAUUUUACUUUAUUUUUAGCGUGCUAUGUGUUUUCUGUGUUGCUCGAGCUGGAGGUCUCUUGGAAACAGCUUAUCUGCUUUCUAGUAGGGGUAAGGUGUGUGUACACGCACCCUCCCCAGACCCUACUUUCGUGGGAUUGAAUUGGAUUGUUGUUGUUGUACCAUAUUAGUAUUGUACUCUACAUUGGAUUAGGACUAGGUUAACUUGCUCAUCAAGACUCUUGGGAGUAGUAGAAAUAAAGUUAUUCAUUAAUAAAAUCAUCAAUAGUUUUGGUCUUUUGGAGUCAGUCAGUCAGUUCACGAGUGUGUUUGGCAACUUCAAGCACGGACCCUAGACCCUACUCUGCCAAGGGCAAGUAAUUCUUUAUCUUUACAGCUUUCAGUCAUCAUCUUUCUUCCCCUCCACGCACGUAACGAUGUGGUACUCCUAACUGUCAUGCCGUGCUUCCUCGCAAUGAUUUGUUCUUAUACUGCUUGACCUGAUCUAAAGCUAAGUUUUGCCUGAAAUUAUAGAUAAAGUUUUGUUUUCUUUUUUUGAAUUCUUUCAACUAUUGUGUUUGAAUUUUGAACCUUCUCUCUUAAGGUUAUUUUCUUCCAGCGGAAGAUGCCCCAUAAAGUUGAUGAGCAAGGAUCAGUAUCAGGUCCACAUCGAAAGAGAGGGAGGCCAAAGAAACGGACAGCCAAGCUACCACAAUCUACAGCUCAAGGUAAGCUGAAGAGAAAAAAAGUGAGAUCAUCAAAGACAGUGGUCAGAACUCCCGAUGUACUAGUUGAAUCUCAAAUAUCAGGAUUUUCUCUUAAUGCUGUUGAGGCUCAUGGAAAGGAAAAUGUGGAAUCUGUACCUAUGGAGAAGGCUGUUAGCGAAGGUCCCGUACCUAUGGAGAAGGCUAUUAGCAAAGGUCCCAUACCUAUGGAGAAGGCUGUUGGCGAAGGUCCCAUACCUAUGGAGAAGGCUGUUAGCGAAGGUUCCGCACCUAUGGAUAAGGCUGUUAGUGAAGGUCCCAUACCUGUGGAGAAGGUUGUUUGUGAAGGUCACAGCAAUGGUUCUGAAGAUGAUCAGCCUCUCUCCACCUGGGUUGGAAAAGUGCACACUCGAACUCCUGUUGAUGGAUCAAGACUUGCACAACCCCACCAGAGCUUGCCUUUUGUGAAGAAAGACGCACUCAUAUGGGACAUAUUAGAAUCCAGAGAAGCCUUUCAGAAAAUUCCCCAGAACCCUCAUUUUCAGCCGCUCCAACACAGUGAAAAUUUUCGUCGCGAAACUCUGGCUAUCUUCUACAUGUGUUCUUUUGCUGAUCUAGUAGACAAGGCUUGCCACUUGAAGCUUGACGAACCCAGAAACACCAUUGACAAAAUGUUUGACACACUAGCUGAGCUGGAGACCCAUGGGUUCAGUGUUGAGCCGAUACGCAGCCGCUUGAAGGAGAUCCUGUCAUACAGAGAAGAACAUGAAAAUCUGCAAGUCUCUUCUGCUGGGACCCGCAGCGAAAUGGAGAAGCAGAGCGCGCUCAAAGUGGACCUGAUGAAGCAAAAAGCCGAGCUGGAGAAGUCCCUUUCCCAGGUGGUGGCCAAGUUGGAGUCAAAGGAAAAGGACAUAGCUUCUCUGCAGUCCAGUGUGGAUGAGAUGAACGAGAGGCUCGGACAUUUGAGCCGGGAUUAUGAAGCCUUGAUUUGCAAACCAUUUGAACCGCCCGUACAAAACGUGUAGGCCUAGGGGUGGUGUGGGGGGGGGGGGGUGACCCUAGGGCUAUGAAUGUGUCGAUCCCCAGUUUUUGUAUGUUAAUUAUGUAGAAAACUGCUGUUAUAUAUGGCUUAGCUCUAAUGACCACUUCAUAGUUUUGAGACCAAAACCCCUCAAGUUUCAUGUUGCAUUAUAAGUGUUAUCAUUUGGGGCCCUUUGUUUGUACUUGUAAAAUUAUUACUAUGUACUCCCCCCUCCGUCCCUAAAUAGAUUACAAUUUUUUUU
Molecule: messenger RNA, 2149 nt
Organism: Cuscuta campestris
Lineage: Eukaryota; Viridiplantae; Streptophyta; Magnoliopsida; Solanales; Convolvulaceae
Source: the annotation of a GenBank genome assembly